AUUAUAAAAACAAUAAUUAUUAGUUUAUGGUAUGGAUAAUAAUAGGCCUAAUGAGGGGAAUAUAAAACGCAGAAUAGGCGUAUUAUCCUCUCACAUCAUCAUGGCUUCCGAGAAAGAGGCUGCUCUUGCUGCUAUUCCCUCCGAUUCUCCUACCAUAUUUGACAAAAUAAUCGACAAGGAAAUCCCUUCCACUAUUGUUUAUGAGGAUGAUAAGGUCCUCGCUUUUAGGGAUAUAUCUCCUCAAGCUCCUAUACACAUUAUAAUUAUUCCCAAAGUCAAGGACGGUUUAACUGGACUAUCAAAGGCUGAGGAGAGGCACGUUGAUAUUCUUGGUCGCCUACUUUACACUGCCAAGCUUGUUGCUAAGCUGGAAGGACUUGAAAAUGGCUUUAGGAUUGUGAUUAAUGAUGGACCGAGUGGAUGUCAGUCUGUCUACCACAUUCAUGUCCAUCUCCUUGGGGGUCGUCAAAUGAACUGGCCCCCUGGUUAAGACGGAGUCAUCAAUGGAUGGACACAUCAAUGGUUGUAGCUGCUUUUGUUGGCACAGAACUUGUAUUUCAGAAAAAAUUAACCUGCAGUUACGAUCUGGCAUGUUAUCUAAAUAAUCUGAGGUUUGCACUGUAAGGGUGAGCCAUUUAUGAGACCAGGUAGGAAAAGAAAACCUAUUUUAAAUACCUAAUCAAAAGAAAGAUAUUCUAGGUGACAUAUAACUUUAUUUGUGACGUCUGGGAGUGUUAUUAUAUUGAGGAUUGUUAGAUUUCAUUUCACAUUAAGAAUGCUUUUGGUAAGAAAAUCUGUAACAUUAAAAAUCAAUGGCAUGGCAGGUGGCUAACCUCAAAAUGAAAACAAAAGCCUUCAUAAGGGGCAAUAUCUAAGCUUAUAUUCAUGGUUCAUGGUUCUUAUUA
Molecule: messenger RNA, 905 nt
Organism: Ricinus communis (castor bean)
Lineage: Eukaryota; Viridiplantae; Streptophyta; Magnoliopsida; Malpighiales; Euphorbiaceae
Product: 14 kDa zinc-binding protein
Exons: 5
Coding region: 32-490 (152 amino acids)
Biological process (GO): purine ribonucleotide metabolic process; sulfur compound metabolic process
Cellular component (GO): cytoplasm
Molecular function (GO): adenylylsulfatase activity
Source: RefSeq, a predicted model, not a curated record